Messenger RNA from Hippoglossus stenolepis (Pacific halibut), 2367 nucleotides. RefSeq names its product chromosome 3 C1orf159 homolog (gene c3h1orf159). The transcript is spliced from 10 exons. The record is from RefSeq and is a predicted model, not a curated record. The coding region runs from base 206 to 835 and encodes 209 amino acids. Lineage: Eukaryota; Metazoa; Chordata; Actinopteri; Pleuronectiformes; Pleuronectidae.
UGCAAGUGGCAGCGAGCUGCAGGAUUAUCCGUGUGUGUCCUGCACCGAAGUGUUCACGAGCAACCUGCCAACAAGCACCAGUGACUGUCUGUCCACACAUCCGCGACGGAGCAGAGCUGACGGAGAAUAACCCCGCAGCCAGGAGCCCUUCGCUCGGGCCACAGUCUGGUGUUUGUGUGUCUGUUCGGUCCCCAAGGCUUCAACAAUGGCUCUGUCAUUCCUUUUGGUCUUGGCUGCCACCGUGAUCCUUAUCAGACCUGAGACACCUUUAACUAAGGCCUUACAUCAGAACUCACUUGAGUGCUGCAGUGACAAACUGAGAGGGAACAACUCGUGUUCGAACGACACGCACUGUGAACCCGAUCUUGUGAUUUUAAAGACCAUGAUUCAAGGCUGCUUCCUGCGUGUCCUUGAGAACAGCAACACUGUUUGUAUCAUCUGUGACUCCGCAUCCGUGGACCUUGAAAACAUAACAGUGUGCACCUACAACUACACAAUGGAGCGGAAGAAUCACACAACUGUAACCACUGUCAUUCCUAAAAUUGGAGGGCCAGGCGUGGCAGCGUCUCUUCUCCUGGGAACACUGUUGAUCAGCCUGUUCCUUAUUUUGUCCGUUGCCUCCUUCUUCUACCUCAAACGCUCCAACCGACUUCCAGGCAUCUUUUACCGUCGCAACAAAGCCUUCAUUUUCCAACCAAGUGAGACAGCUGUCAUGAUUCCCUCCUCCUCAGUGAGAAAACAAAGAUAUGUCAGAAGGGAGCGUCCCUCUGCGACAUCAACAGUGAAAAGUACCACCAUACCCACCACGUCCACCACUCAAGUCUAUAAUGUGUAAGAGGGGGGUGGCAGUGUUGGUGCAGGUAGGAGAGAAACCUCAGGAAAGAUUUUCUUCUCAAGGGUGUAGAAAUACUAGGUGGCCAAAUUUAACUGUAACUGCAGGCGGUGCGUCCUACUGACACAGCAUCUCGUUGACUGGAUCAUAUUAUAUUGAUAUUAACUAAAACAUCCCAGUAAAUAUAGUUUCUGUAUUUCUCCGUAAAUGUGAAGCAUUGCAGUUCAGUUUGUAUUUUCCCCUCAUGCAGCACUGUUGUGAUGAAAAGACUCAUCACUUAGGAUCACUCCUUGGUUUUUCAGUCUAAACACUUAGCAGUAUAUGUGGACCCGUCUGUUAAAGUAAUAAUGCGACAUUUAGGGGAGCAUGUGUUCCCUAGUCAAGCUGUAGGUGAGAAGAUUGAUACCAGUCUGAGACCUGUAUGGGUAAAUAUGAAGGUAAAGUUUGUAGCUAUUGAGCUCAGCAUUAAGACUGGAAACAGCUCGCCAGGCUCUGUCCAUCCCUGAUGACCAGCACCUCCAAAGCUCACUAAUAAACAGUAUUAAAACUGGAGAAGUGGAUUAAACAAAGAAGAUUUACUGUGUUUUAAUAAGUGAACUUUAAAGGUGCUGAAGAUGGAUUGUGUUUCUUUGGACAGAGCCACACUAGCUGUUUUCCUCUGUUUCCAGUCUUUAUGUGGAUCUAAGCUACAUCUCCUGGCUGCAGCUUGACUUUUCACUGACAGACUUGAGACUGGUAUCACGUCUGUCACCUUGGUUAUUGUUUUAAGGGACAGGGUUCAUAAAUACACUAAUCGGUCUGUUUUAGAGGAAUCGAACCAGCAACCAGGUUUAGUAACAGUAACGCUAAUCUUUUAGAGACACUGACAGCCCAGUGACAUUUAAUGGAAGCUUGUUUUUUCUUAGUUUUUUAUUUACAUGUGUUAUAUUUAUUUGCAUUUUGUAACAGUGCACUGAAUUUUACUGAUUAGACCAAGAGAAUGAAUUGUGUCUGAUGAUGUAAGAAUCCUUCUGGUGGACCGGGACAUUGUAGGGAGAGUUACUGUAGCCGCUGUAUGGAUAAUUGUUCAAUUGAAUUUGUAUUUUUAUUGUUGUUUUUGAAUUUAAGAUUUUUGUGAUCUCAAGCAAGUUGAAUGUAUUUUACGCGGACAACAAAUCCUGCAUCGCAAUUACAUGGAUUAUUUACUACGUUCCAUUUACUACGGUCUCACUCACACACACAUAGAAGUCAUUUUAACUACAAACUCCAGUUUUUUUCCAUAGGAAGUUCUACCAUCCUGCAAAAACGUUUUAAAUAUAAAUCAUUAUAAAUUCAUUAUUGUUCCAUGAAGUAAAGUCUCUCAUAACUUAAAAUUUUUAAAUCCUUCUGCACUUUAUUCACCUGAGGUCAUCAGCUAAUGUUCGACCUUGUGUUUUUUUAAAGGAGACACAUUAUGUUUUUUCAGUGUUUCUUUCCUCUGGUGUGUUUUAUUAUAUAUAUAUUUUUUGUGUAUGAAAAAGUUCUGCAAAGUUAAAAAACCCAAAGUUCAUGGUAAA